This is a messenger RNA of Malus domestica (apple), 1715 nucleotides long. RefSeq names its product KH domain-containing protein At3g08620. Gene Ontology annotation, biological process: regulation of mRNA splicing, via spliceosome. Gene Ontology annotation, cellular component: nucleus. The record is from RefSeq and is a predicted model, not a curated record. Gene Ontology annotation, molecular function: mRNA binding. NCBI's taxonomy places the organism in Eukaryota, Viridiplantae, Streptophyta, Magnoliopsida, Rosales, Rosaceae.
UCAGUCUCUGUCUUUCUCUCUCUAGACCGUCUUUCUGAGUUCAUGGGUCACUGUGAGAUGAAAAGUCUCCUGUGAAUCUGCCACCUUAAAAACCAAACCAAAAAUAGAUCCUUUUUAAAAUAAAAAAAAAUUUGCACUCACUCACCAGUUUCUCACUCCCCCAAAACUCUUCAUUUUUUCCAUUUUAUUUAAUUUAAUUUACUUUUUUUCUGCAUUGCAAAUAAUUAAAUAUUUUCCCCUUUCCUUUCUGCAAAAUUCAGAGAGAGAGAGAGAGAGAGCUGUCUUUGACCCUUUUCUUUUUAUUUUCCAUCCUUUUAUUUAUUUAUAUAAUUUCGCUUUUUGUUUUCUGCUAUUACAAACCCUUCCUUAAUUAAUGGCUCUUUGUCUCUCCUUUUUCUUCUGCAACACCACCACCAUCUAAAACCCUUUUGCCAUUUAUCCAAUUUCUCUGGGGAAAAAAAGCCAUGUCAGGCUUGUAUAAUCCCAACUUCUCACCUGCCAGAGCUGCUUCUCCUCAGAUUAGAAGCACCCCAGAUGUUGACAGUCAGUACUUGUCGGAGUUGUUGGCAGAGCAUCAAAAGCUUGGACCGUUCAUGCAAGUUCUUCCGAUAUGCAGCCGCCUCUUGAAUCAAGAGAUUUUACGGGUUUCUGGAAUGAUGUCCAACCAAGGUUUUGGCGACUUUGACAGAAUGCGACAUAGAAGCCCUAGUCCAAUGGCUUCUUCAAAUCUUAUAUCAAAUGUGACUGGGACGGGAAUGGGUGGCUGGAAUGGACUUCCUCAAGAGAGAUUAGGUGGACCCCAUGGGAUGACGAUGGACUGGCAAGGUGCACCCGCGAGCCCUAGUUCAUACACUGUGAAGAGGAUUUUACGUUUAGAAAUCCCUGUAGAUACUUACCCCAAUUUCAAUUUUGUUGGGCGGCUUCUUGGACCGAGAGGUAAUUCUCUGAAACGGGUUGAAGCUACGACAGGUUGUCGUGUGUACAUUAGGGGAAAGGGAUCUAUUAAGGACCCAGACAAGGAGGAGAAGCUCAGGGGAAGGCCAGGCUAUGAGCACCUGAACGAACCACUCCACAUCUUAAUUGAAGCCGAUUUACCUGCCAAUGUGGUUGACUUAAGGUUGAGACAGGCGCAAGAAAUCAUAGAAGAAUUGCUCAAACCUGUGGAUGAAUCACAAGAUUUUAUUAAGAGGCAGCAGUUGCGUGAGUUGGCUCUGCUAAACUCAAAUUUCAGAGAAGAAAGUCCUGGACCAAGUGGUAGUGUAUCUCCUUUCAAUUCAAGCGGAAUGAAGCGUGCAAAAACUGGCCGAUGAGUGCUCAUAUUACUCCGGUUCUAAAUGUUUGCUCCUCCGCCUUAGUAACUCCAUGACCGAGAUGGCCUUGAAACACAGAUUUCCAUCAGCAUGGCUACAAGAAAAUUGUCUAACAGUUCUUGCUGGUGAGCUUUUCUGGUGGUUUUUGUUUGCUUUGUUUUUCUUUCUUUUUGGAACAACAGACAGACAAAGACCCGAAACAGAAAAAACCGCAAAAAAAACCGAAAAGGGUGGAAUUUAUAUAGUUGGCUCUUGAGUAGGUUUGGUGAGGUCAGUUUUCUGUGUAAACCUAAUACAUUCAUUGGAUUUAUUCUUGUGUUAGUUACUUCUGAGAUAAGUGUGAAAAUAUAUAUGAAUUAAUUGUGCAACAAUUAGAGCUUAAUUAAGAGUCCGACGGGUCGAGUU